Angiostrongylus costaricensis is the source of this 1575-nucleotide messenger RNA. The record is from the annotation of a GenBank genome assembly. Lineage: Eukaryota; Metazoa; Nematoda; Chromadorea; Rhabditida; Metastrongylidae.
AUGAUAGAAUCUGACUAUCCCGAUGUCACACUUCCUGAAGAGCCGUAUCAUGAAAUCCUACUGAAAGCUAUUAAAAAGCACAUCGACAACGGGAAGAACAAAAUUGCUUUUGUACGUGAGAAUUACUGUAACUUUAACUGCAUGAGCAAUGGAUUUAAGCGUGGGACUUUAAAUGUCGCAUGUGCAGUUAUACCUAAUCUAUGGCAUUAUUCGGCAUUCUUUCUCGGUGUAGCAUUGAGAGGAGGAGCCGUCUCCGGAGCGUCAUCGAUGUUUACGGAAUACGAACUUCAGCGUCAAUUUGUCGAUUCGCGUGCGAAAGUUGUGCUGACGUCCGAGCAUUUCCUUGAGAAAGUUCUCAAAGCCAUUCAGGGAGUGAUCUAUAUCCCUGAAUCAACGGACGGCUAUGUGCCUCACAGAGUGGUUAGUUGGAACGAUAUUGUCAACACAACGCCGUCAACAUCAAUCCCUAGGGCCAUGAUCGACGUCGACAGAGAUAUGGUCCUAUUACCGUAUUCCAGCGGUACUACUGGAAAUCCAAAAGGUGUAAUGUUAUCGCACAAGAAUUUCGCUACGAUGAUAACACUGUAUAUGCACGAAACCACCAACAUCACUCCGUUUCUUGAUGUUAAUUGGGACUAUGAGAUGGAGAAAAUCAUUCUUUUCUUACCAUUUUACCAUGUUUAUGGCUUUGGUCUCAUCAAUCUCACUCUUCUCCAAGGCAGCACCGGUGUCAUAUUCAAGCAUUUCGAGCCAGUCGCUUUUUGCAAAGCUAUUCAGGACUACAAAAUUCAUUUCUUGCCUGUAGUGCCCCCGAUCAUGGUGUUCUUGGCUAAACAUCCUAUUUGUGAGCAGUAUGAUCUCUCUUCGUUGAAGAUGCUCAUUUGUGGUGCUGCUCCGGCCGGAAAGGAUAUCUGCGAGGAAUUAUCUAAGAAGUAUCCUAACAUUAAGUACAUUCGACAAGGUUAUGGAAUGACCGAAUGCACCAUGGCUUCACAUUUACCAGACCUUAAGAACGAGGUGCCUUUUGGAAGCGUUGGAAAGGUUGCUUCUAAUCUACGAAUGAAAAUCGUCGAUCCGUCAACUGGGAAAGAAAUGCCAACCGGUAUGAGUGGUGAGAUUUGUAUAAAAGGGCCAACCGUAAUGCUUGGUUAUCUUGGAAACCUUGAUGCCACAAAAGCUACAAUUAUUAAUGGAUGGCUUCAUACAGGUGACAUCGGAUAUGUCGACGAGUACCGUAAUCUUUUCAUCGUCGACCGACUCAAAGAACUAAUCAAAGUGAAAGGGUUACAGGUGGCGCCAGCUGAGCUCGAGGACCUGCUACUCACUCAUCCACUGAUUCGGGAUGCAGCGGUGAUCGGAGUGCCAGACAGGAGAGCCGGAGAACUUCCAAAAGCAUUCGUCGUCAGAGCAUCAGAAAAUCUGACUGAAGAGGAUGUCAAGCUUUGGGUUAAAGAAAAAGUCUCACCUUACAAGCAAUUGAAGGGCGGUGUGGAAUUUAUCGACGAGAUUCCGAAAUCGCCAGCGGGAAAGAUUUUACGGAAAGCGUUACGCGACCGUGUUGCUUCUAAGCUAUAA